Archocentrus centrarchus (flier cichlid) is the source of this 880-nucleotide messenger RNA. It is a transcript of the gene tnfrsf18, whose product is annotated as tumor necrosis factor receptor superfamily, member 18. The transcript has 7 exons. NCBI's taxonomy places the organism in Eukaryota, Metazoa, Chordata, Actinopteri, Cichliformes, Cichlidae. The coding region runs from base 11 to 814 and encodes 267 amino acids. Gene Ontology annotation, molecular function: signaling receptor activity; protein binding. The record is from RefSeq and is a predicted model, not a curated record. Gene Ontology annotation, biological process: regulation of cell population proliferation.
GAACCUCUCCAUGGGACCUAUGUCAUUACUUGUACUGACUUUGUGGACCAUAGGAAAUGUUAAAGGCUGUGGUGUUCGACAGACUAAGAUAGAUGGACGAUGCUGUGACCUGUGCCAACCAGGCACUUUCGUGAAGGAGUUCUGCUCUGAGAGCCAACAAUCUGUCUGCGAAGCCUGUCCAGAGGGAUCUUUCUCACAUUUUGACAAUGUCUUUGACAGAUGUGAAAAAUGCCAGACAUGCCAAUUUUAUGAUAGAAAAUGUACAUCAACCACAAAUGCAACCUGUACUUGUGCCGCUGGUUUCCUGUGCUCCAACAGCAUCUGUUCAACUUGUGUGGAAGACAAAUGCGUCAUAGGCGAGAGACUGAAACAGACAGUCAUCUCCUCAGACGAAAAGGUGAUCGAGUAUUCGUAUCAGUGUGAACCUAUAUGCCGUGAAAAUGAAUAUUUUGAUGUGCAAAAGAAUAUCUGCAAGCUGCUGACACAAUGCAGACCAUUUGGGUUUGCUGAACGUUUUCCAGGGAACAGAACACAUGACACAGUUUGUGAGAGAAAUGAUGGACACUUCAUUCAUGUGAUCCUUGGCAUCAGUGUCAUUUUGCUCUCUCUCAGCCUCUUUCUGUUCUUGUCCUACACCUGUAUAAAAUACCUAAGGAUGCACACAGCAAACUGCAAACCCACGUUGGCUGUCCCUGCUAACAUCAUUGACUUUCACCUACCAAAGGAAGAGAGUGGGCUCCAGUUUUUCCAGGAUGAACUCAAGAACAGUGACACUUCUCAUAAGCUGCAUCUUGAAACCAUCAUUAUAAGCUAAAUGAACUGGCUCUUAUAUAACACCUCUCUACUCAAUUUGAGCACCUCAAGAGUUUUCUACUACAAA